AUGGCUUCUCUCACGUCACCACUUCGAAUUGGCAAUCUUGAGCUCAAACACCGAAUUUUUUUGGCUCCAUUGACACGAAACCGUGCUGACGAUCAGCAUGUGCCCCUCGACCUUAUGCGCGAGUAUUAUGCACAACGAGCAUCUGUCCCAGGCACCUUGUUGAUCUCCGAAGGAACAUUCAUUUCCGCACGAGCAGGUGGUUUCAACAAUAUCCCAGGAAUUUGGAACGAUGCACAAAUCAAGCAAUGGAAGACCAUCACCGAUGCAGUGCAUGAGCGCGGUAGUUAUAUUUACUGUCAACUAUGGGCACUUGGUCGCGCUGCAAACCCAGACAUCCUCAGCAAAACCAACGAUCAUGUUAUCUCCAGUGGGAACAUUCCCAUGACAGAAUCAAGCACUGUCCCUAAAGCUCUCGAUGAGGAAGAGAUUAUUGGUUGGAUCCAUGACUAUGCCCGCGCCGCAAAGAACGCGAUCGCUGCCGGGUUCGAUGGAGUCGAGAUCCACGGGGCAAAUGGUUACCUUGCCGACCAGUUCCUGCAGGAUACCGCAAACAACAGGUCCGACCGCUGGGGUGGUAGCGUGGAGGAUCGAUCUCGGUUUGGCCUGGAAGUAGCUAAGGCUGUUUCCGAAGCGGUUGGCGCUGAAAGGACUGGAUACCGUGUCAGCCCCUGGAGUACAUUCCAAGAUAUGUGCAUGGAGAAUUCCCAAGAGCAAUUCACAAAUCUCAUCCAUGGGCUUGGCAAAUUGAAGUUGGCGUACCUGCAUGUCGUUGAGCCACGGAUAUCCGGUAGUCAAACGGUAGAUGAUUCAGUGGAACAAGACGAUCAGUUCGUGUUUGACGCAUUUGGGAGUUCAAGCGCAAUCAUUCUGGCAGGUGGUUUUACAGCGGAGUCUGCGACUGAAAAACUUCGACUUCAUCCCUCGCGAAACAUUGCUUUUGCUUUCGGACGCCAUUUCCUGGCAAACCCAGAUCUGCCAUUCCGGAUUGCCAAUGAAAUCCCGUUCAAUAAGUAUGACAGAGCGACAUUUUACACACCAAAGUCACCUGUCGGCUACGUGGACUACCCUUUUAGCCCACAGUUUGCGACCAAGGCGUAG
This is a messenger RNA of Penicillium vulpinum, 1098 nucleotides long. Its product is annotated as alkene reductase. The record is from RefSeq and is a predicted model, not a curated record. The transcript has a single exon. Bases 1 to 1098 code for a protein of 365 amino acids. Gene Ontology annotation, molecular function: FMN binding; NADPH dehydrogenase activity. Lineage: Eukaryota; Fungi; Ascomycota; Eurotiomycetes; Eurotiales; Aspergillaceae.